CCAGACACGAGCAGAUUAGCACUUAAACAUAGCAGACGCUCUCUAAGAAUUUCCCCACCCACCACUCCCCUUAUUACAGUAAUCUGCUGUCAGUUUUUGUUUUUUCCAGACAUAGAACAAGCACCAACCAAAUGACUGGACGAUAGUCAAACCACGAAGAAAGAAGGAGCCAAUCCAAGCUGCAGUAUUCUUGGACUGUUAAACUAAAAUCAGAGACAGUGCUGGUUUUAUGAAUUUUAUUAAGAUGUAUAUAGUACUGCCAUUUUAGCAUAAAUACAUCAAAACGCUUGUCACAUUGUAUUAAAGGGGGGCGGGUCUGUAGAGAUAAAUGGGAGGGUUGUGAGCAUAUCUGGCUGGUUGUUUCCCUGCCCAGCCAUCAUGCAUGAUGGUGGGCGCAAUGUUGGGUAGACAGGUUGUCUACAAAUGUAUGCCAUGUAGAACAAUGUUAUAAAGUAAAAAGUUUUCGAUUGGGGUCAUAGCAAAGCCUGCAGGCUUGGGGCCCUCUCCACCUCUCGUAACAGGAGGGGAGACUUAGUACUGGAGUACUUGGGUAGAGAAGUACUACUGACCAGAAGCAAUCACCGGGAAACAGGGUAUACAGAUGUGCUCUCAACUAUCCCGGACCCAUUAAUGUCUAGUACCUAAAUUUGGGAUCCUUGGUACCUGCGCCCAACGCAGGGCCACUGGUUUUGCCCGGUGCUUAUUAGUCGGUAUACCAGUUAUCCCUUCUGGACCCAGUUUUUCAUUGUAUAUCCACACAAUGCGGCCGUUUUAAUGCCAAUUUCCUUAAAUGUCCAUCACAGUUUGGAACAUACAUUGUACCCUUUCGAUUAGUCUUUAAUAAACAUAAUAAACUAUAAUAUUCUUGUUGUCUAGUUGGCAUCAGGAAUGGUAACGGGUAUGUGAUUAUUACCAAAUGCAAGGAAUCUUAUGUGUGUAAGCAUUUACUACCUGACUGUUCAAUUAAUUAGAUUUACCUCCCUCUUUUUUGUAUUAUUUGCUAACUUUAAUUGAAUAAUAGGUCAAAUCUUUAAAUGGAGAUUUUACAGACUAGUGGGGAGUGAGAGGUCCUAUCCCUGAUUAGGCCACCUAUGAUACGAUAUUGAUGCAAAUGAUAGAAAAUUGCAGUAUCAUAAUUCGAGUUGCAUAUAAUGCAUGGCUUUUGGUACUAGACAAUAUAUUGGCAAGUUCUGCAUGCAUUUAUAUGCAGCUGCUUGUACAGGUAGAGGAACAUAUUAUUUUCCUUGUAUACUUUAUAUGCCACAUUCAUGCACCUCUACAAUGUCUGUAAAGAUAAACUAUUUAUCAUUUUAUGAUCUGAAAUACAUUUUUCAAUGUCUUCAUUUACUUGCCAUAUAGUAGGUCACCUUUAUCAUUACAUGAUAAUUCAGGUCACCUUUAUCAUUACCAUUACAUAAUAAUUCAAUCAUAGCAGCUGCAGGUCACCUUUAUCAUUACCAUUAUAUGAUAUUUCAAUCAUAGCAGGUCACCUUUAUCAUUACCAUUACAUAUGAUAAUUCAAUCAUAGCAGGUCACCUUUAUCAUUACCAUUAUAUGAUAAUUCAAUCAUAGCAGGUCACCUUUAUCAUUACCAUUAUAUGAUAAUUCAAUCAUAGCAGGUCACCUUUAUCAUUACCAUUACAUGAUAAUUCAAUCAUAGCAGGUCACCUUUAUCAUUACCAUUAUAUGAUAAUUCAAUCAUUUUUCAAUUAAAUUCUGGUAGAAUAAUCAUUAAUGUAACUGAGAAGUUUAAGAAUUGGACAGGUUAAUGUUCAUUUCCACAUUCAGUUAAUCAAGGAAAAAAAUUCUCCAAAAAAUAAAAUCACCUACUGUUAAAACACAUGUAAUUUUAUGAUUUUUUUCCCCUUUGAAAUAUUUAGUUUUGUCUUCAGUAUAAACUGGAGUUACACAAUACAUGUACCUAGUAUUAUAUUGUUCAAAAUCAUCCGAUUCAACAACUUUGAGUGAAAUAGCAUUUUGUGUCUGGGCUCCAUCUACAUAAAUGUAUGCAUCCAUUAUCCAAUGGUAACGUUUGCAUCCGAUUCCAGACUGUAUGCUGUAAAUAGAAUGUUUACACAAUAUCAAUAUAUAUGCAAAUGACAGAUGUACACGAGGAUAUUCAAACUAUAGAUCUAGAUCAACCAACUUUACAUGCACUAAAGAAUAACUAUUUCAAAUAGCUUUAUAAAACUAUGUAGCUUAAUAAAGAUAUAUAGCUAAUUCAAGAGCUUGUGCUGGACCUGGUCACUGCUUGGUAGCAGUACAGCUGCAGUAGUUGGUCAACAUACUUCCAGUGUCUGAGUUUUUGCAGUAUUAUUUGCCACCCCAGAACCAAAGGAAAUGACUUUGAAAGCUUACAGUAAUGUAUGUUUAUUAAGUUUCUUGUUGGCAUCACAGUCUCUCACAAUCGUCUGCCUCUUUCAUUUUUCCCCCGUACCUAGUUGUGGAUAUCGAUCCCGAUUUAAAAAUAAAUGCAAAUAGAAGUUCUAGUUGUAUGAUAUAUUCAUUACAUAGAUUUAAAUAUUCGACAAAAAUAUCUAAUGAAUAGUGAAUAGGAUAAUCCUUUGAAUUCCAAUAAUCGCACGAAAAAGAUUCUAAUCAUGUGAGUAACAUCGAGAUCGGCAUUCUGGUGAAGCAAACAUGGCAGCAACUAUGUCGGAGAAAACGAUGAGCGAUGAAGUUUGGCUCAUAUCUCGUGCUAGAGCAUGUAUGAAACCUAAUAAAGGUGAUCCAUUUGCAGCAAAAGCCUGGAUGAUAACAGCAAGGUCGUUGUUUCCGAACAACUUCUCCAUACAGUUUGAAGCUUAUUCUUUGGAAAAAACUGGGAAGAAUGUGAAGGAGGCAGCAAAGUUAUUAGAAGAAAUGUUUGUUUCAUUUCCAAGUGAACCACAGCUUUGGGAGGAAAUACAAGAGAUACUGGAGAUUCUUCAGACUGAAAUGUCAGCAAAUAGCCAUAAGAACUUUUUAACAGAAAUAUUUGCUGCUGUCUCCACACCAACACAGUGCCAGAUGUUAUUAAGUGUGGCCCAGAAGAUCAGCAACACACUUGAACAGUGCAGACUCCUCCUCUUAGCCAUGAGGAAGUUCCCUAACCUUGUGUUUGAGCAUGGUCUUAAAUUACUUGAAACCCUGCAGCAAGCAGAGUUAGAGGCCAAAGUCAAGUACCCUGUGAACUGUUACAGAAAACUGUUUGUGUGUGAUGUCCUCCCCCUAGUUCUUCAGAAAGUGAAGAAACUCGAUCUGCCAACAGCUCAGGUCUACCGCUGGCUACAAAUGUCUGUAGAGUUCUACAUCAUGUAUGUCACUCAGUCACCGAGUUUCAAUGGAAGCACCAGCACUUCUUCAGAGUUACUGUCUCCUACAAAGUUGAGUAAUAGAGUCAGUAUACCUGGUCUGUUUGACAAGGAAUGUCAAGUUAGUGAUCCCUGGGGAAGCCUACUCAAGCUCAUCGUUCUGCUGGGCCAGCUCAUGGAUUGGGAUGUUCCUCAAGAUCUGUUCAGUGAACCAAGAGAAAUCCAGUACAAGAACAUCUAUAGUCUGUACAACAGAGCUCGUCAAUCUCGCUCAGCUGAGCAGACUCGCCAAGUAUUGUACACUACAGUAGUCUUGUUUUUGGAGUGUCUGUACAUGUAUGUCAGCAGUGUGGACCCCCAGUCCUUUCUCGGUCCCAGUGCCAGCCACACCCCAUUAGUUCUCAUGGAGAAGUUUGAAAAUGAAAGUUCAGACGAUGAACCUCAAGCCAAGAAAGCAAAAGUACAACCAGACAGUGUUCCCACAAUAGUAGGAGCUGAGUGUCUUAGUAGUGCCAGCAGAAUCAUCAACAGUUUCACCACAGCAUUCAAAUGCUACGAGCUAAUGCACUCCACCACAGAGCUACAGACAGAAUUUAUGAAGCUUUGUGAGAUAUGGCACAUGGAAACGUGGACCUGGAUGGGGCAUUUCCAGACAGACAUGCUUAUUUAUCAGGGUGCAUUUGCAGAUGCUAUUGCACAUCUCCAGAAUUUUUCAUCAACCAUAAAAGAAAACAUGCAGCUUAGAAGUAAUCUGCAGAUGGCUUGCUGCUUUUACUGUUUGCAGAAGUACUCAAAAGCUUGUGAGUUGGUGUUGAAUGUAAUAAAAGAUUUGCCCUACACACAUGACAGAAUACCAGCCUGUAAUUCACCAGACCCUUCAGGAAACAAAGGAAGGCAACUCUGGCUAACAAAAUGUACAGAAUCGGAAAUCCUACCAUACUGCAUACAGUUACUUCGAGCUGCUCUUAAGUCUAAAGCCUUCUCAUCAAAGGGUGAUGACACAUUGCUGGGUCACAUGGUGGUGUUACUUCAGUAUGAUUGGCCAAAAUCAGAGGCAUUGUUCUUUGAAGUUUUGAAGAAAAUCAAACAGCAAAACAGUCUUACUUACAACAUAUUCUUUAAUUAUGUUAUAAAUGUUGAUAUUUUGGAAGAAUUUGCUUUUUUGAAAACUCAAGAAGGGGGGAAGGUGAAUCUUGAUAUUCUGCCAACAAGCACUAAAGUUAUUGCUCAACAGAGAACAGUGACCAGGGGUGUCAACAAAGGAGUGAAGGAAGAUUUCAAACAGACAAUGGUCAAACAGGUCGGCCGCAGUGAAGAACCGGUGGAAAAGUUAAUUAGGACAUUUCUGACAAAUGAAAGAAUCAGUAUAUUAAAAUCUUUGGCAUGAG
Ostrea edulis (European flat oyster) is the source of this 4681-nucleotide messenger RNA. RefSeq names its product integrator complex subunit 10-like. The record is from RefSeq and is a predicted model, not a curated record. The transcript has 15 exons. Lineage: Eukaryota; Metazoa; Mollusca; Bivalvia; Ostreida; Ostreidae. Gene Ontology annotation, cellular component: integrator complex. Bases 2641 to 4680 code for a protein of 679 amino acids. Gene Ontology annotation, biological process: snRNA processing.